AUGCUUCCAAACAACGGCCAACGCCAGCGCGGCGCGGCGCCCCAGAACCGCCAAAUUUCCGCACUGUCUGGCUCACGGCGACCUGCAUCAGGACCACCAGACCCAUUUCCGCCGCCUUCCUCCACCCAGCAAGGAUACGCUAUACCCCCCUCCUCGCAAGGCUAUCGGCAGACUCACCAGCAGCCCCUGUCAACUCAGUAUGACGUUGAAGAUGACUUUGUCGAGUCCCAGCGCCCAAUGAUACCCGAGUACCGCGCUACCCCGCCGCAGCCAACGAUACCGGAAUACCGCUCCACGCCCCAGCAACCAACGAUACCGGAAUACCGCUCCACGCCCCAGCAACCAACGAUACCGGAAUACCGCUCCACGCCCCAGCAGCAUUACCCUUCUCCACAGACACCCAUGCCGCCGAGAACCUCCCGCCCAGAUCGCCAGGCCGGCUUCUACUCCGAGGCGGGCGCUCCUCCGCCUUCCCAACGCCGGGUCGCCGAGGUGUACGCCGACCAUGUGACGCCGCGUUCAUCGCCGAACAUGGCGCGCCGCGCAUCGGCCGUCCCGUCCGAGCAGGGAGGGAAGGGUGCCGAGUUGUCUCCCAAGGUCGAUGAUCUCGUCAACCAGAGUCGCAACUUGCGUGACGCAACGCACGAAAUCAAGGAGAGUCUAAAGGUUUUGCCCACACGCGAGGAGAUAAAGGCGGACAUGAACGACAGCUUGGGCCAGGCCCUGGGCCGGUUCAAGAACGAGAUUACCGAGUCAUUCAAGGAGGUCCUCAGUGAACGCCACCGUGAUCUAAAGAAGCAUGUCGACGAGGAGCUUCGUCCCGUCAAGGAGAAUGUGUCUCGGAUUCUAUCCGCUCUCGCGUUACUUCAACAACAAGGCGUGGCCAACCCCGGACAGGAAAAGACGAUCCAAACACUUGGGGAACAUCUCAUUGCAGCUCUCCGCCCAGUUGACGAACUCAAGAACGUACUCCUCCCCCUUAACAUUGCUCAAACGCUCUCACAAGUCUUUGGUCUCACACAUAGACUCCAAACGCUCCACAACAAGGUCGACCGGACCAUUUUCAACACUCACGGCCUCCCUGGUGCUCACAAGGUCCAACAGGAUGUUCUACUCCGUGUCACUAGGGUUGACGAACGCACGUCCUCGCAGGAGCAGAUUGACAAGAUCAAUUUUGAACUUGUGAAGAAGUUGGACCAGAACGUCGGUUCUCUCCAAGUCGGCAACAAUGCCAACAGCCAGGCGCUGAACGUUAUCCUCAAAGGUGUGGAGAAGCAGGGCGAGGCAGUGCGGGACGCCGCUUGGCGACGGCAGAACUCAGCUGAGUUAUCCACCCAGACGGACGUUCCUGCAACCUACAUCAACAGCCAAGUCGGCACCGAUGCCCCCGCGCCCUUCAUCUUCACGAUCCGCACCGAGCAGGCCCCGGCCAGCCGCAGCCGCCGCACUCCAACUAUCGUCCUCACGGACUCUGACAACGACGUCGACGAAUCGCUCGUGGCAGGGCCUUCGAUUACAAAGAGUAAUGCUACUCGCUCACCUUCUCUGAUGGACGAACCCCAGGGCUUCUCGCCCGGCCUCGCACCCCCUACUCCCCAGCCUCCUGUCAAACGUAAACUAAAGCGCCGCGCGCCUGCCAAGAAGUCCGCAGCCUCGGCGCCCGUCCAAGACUCCGCCCUCGACGACUUUCACUCCACCAGUAGUAGCGAAGACGUCUUGGAAUCAGCUCCGGCGCCGCCCACUGCGCCACCCGCAGCCCACCCGGUAGUGCCUGAGGCUCCUCCGAAGAGGCGCAAAACCGGCCGCAAGCCCAACAACAACGCGUCCAUCAAAGCUGCUGUCUCACGUCGCAUAAGCCGUGAGCGCAAGACUCCCGUUCGCUUCGGACAGGAGCCACCAACGCACGAGCAGGACGUUCUCGUGCCCGGGACUCCGGCCGCCACCUUGCCCGACCGCAUCAUUGCCCCACUCCCUAAGAAGGGUAAAAGCAAGGGCAAAGGCAAGGGCAAAGACAAGGGCAAAGGUAAGCCCGAGCCCAACAUAGCUAUGACCGCCACUGGCCAGAUCAUAGACUUGACGGUCGACAGUCUCAACAGCGCUGAGAGUGACGGUGCGCCGCAAGCAAGGGGCCCCACCGCCCGGCCUCUUCUCUCCGACAACACUUCUACGCAACCUCCCCUCUCGUCAACCUCGCGUAGCUUCCUCGCCACACAGCCCAAUGGCAUACCUGCGUCGUCGUUCCCCUCGGCUGUGCAAGAGACGCAACUCUCCAGCGUAUCAAGAAUUCAACCUCGCCACAUUACUCGUUCUGCGAGCAAUGAGCUCGAUGCGCCAACCCGCCAGGCGUUCUUUACCGCGCAGGGUGAGAGUUUGGACCUGGACGACCUGUUACGCAACGCCAUCGACGAGGAUGGUGAUGGCAACAUCGGAAUGUUGACCGGCUCUCAGAUCCUGGGAGCCGAGGACGAGGACGAGUACGGUUAUGCGUUGAGUCGGGGAUUGUAA
Messenger RNA from Cutaneotrichosporon cavernicola, 2505 nucleotides. RefSeq lists its product as uncharacterized. The coding region runs from base 1 to 2505 and encodes 834 amino acids. Lineage: Eukaryota; Fungi; Basidiomycota; Tremellomycetes; Trichosporonales; Trichosporonaceae. The transcript is spliced from 4 exons. The record is from RefSeq and is a predicted model, not a curated record.